Betta splendens (Siamese fighting fish) is the source of this 2101-nucleotide messenger RNA. RefSeq names its product parathyroid hormone-related protein-like. Gene Ontology annotation, biological process: adenylate cyclase-activating G protein-coupled receptor signaling pathway; bone mineralization; osteoblast development. The record is from RefSeq and is a predicted model, not a curated record. NCBI's taxonomy places the organism in Eukaryota, Metazoa, Chordata, Actinopteri, Anabantiformes, Osphronemidae. Bases 972 to 1436 code for a protein of 154 amino acids. The transcript has 3 exons. Gene Ontology annotation, molecular function: hormone activity; peptide hormone receptor binding. Gene Ontology annotation, cellular component: extracellular region.
UUUAUCCAGUAAAAUUCAAAAAUUCUUUUCACCAUCAUAAUAAAACGCCACCUCUCGUGGAAAUAAGCAAACACCAUGCAUAUUUAUGAAGGAGCGGAGCGGCGCUGCCUCUCCAGCACACAUUUAUGACAUUAUGAACACGAAACCACAGCCCGGGCUGCGCAUGGCUUCCUCACAGCCCACUGUAACCAUUUGGUGGGCUGCUGGUUUGCAGUUGGAGGCUGUGGCUUGGGUUUCUCUGAGGUUACGGUCGUCUCCCCUGGGACGGUGGUCAGACCCGUUAGACCUGUUUGUUUUGGAGGCUCUGCCCGCUCCUCACGGCGCCCUCUCUGCUUGGUAACGGACCGCUAUCUGCAUGGCUGGGUGUCCGGGCCGGCGCUUGGUUGCAGCGUCUUCAGUGACCCCGUGCAUCGUGCCUGUCGACGCUGCACUGGCACCACCUCGUCCCAGCAGGUGUGACCACGCGCUUCGGGGGAGAGAGAGGCAGGAGCUGGAGGUUAGGGAGGGAGUUUGGACUGGACUUAAUGGGUAGGGGCUAAGGUAGCGCCGGGGCUCGCCUUCCUCUCUGUCACUCGCUCAGACUGACUCACACCCGUUUACAGCGCUGCACUGAAAAGCCCCUCGGCUCCGCUCUCGGCUCCGGCCACCAGAGAAGAUGCUCGGGCGCCGCUUUCCGUGAGAUUAGCGGGAACUCGGAGGAUCUGCGGCCGAUGGGCUGCUGCUCGCGCCUCGUCCGCGUUUUAAUUGUGACGCCGGGGAGAAAUAAAUAGCUCCACACACACUGGUGGGAGGCAAAUGGAUGAAGCGCUCUCGGAGGGGAUUUUCCCAGACUGCUUUCACAUAAAUGGACCCGGAAACUGUUGCUGAAUUAGCCAAACUGGAGUAAACCAAAUAGCUGACUUACAUUCUAUUGAAUAAUUGAACGAGUUCAUCUCAAAGGGACUGCAGGCUCCCCUUUGGAUUGUCACACCAUGAUGUGCUCUGUGGUCAUGCUUCACGGCUGGAGUCUGGCUGUGCUCCUGCUGUGCUCUCCCCUGACUCUUGAUGGGAGACCAGCGGAUGCGCUUAGCAGCAGAGCGAGGAGGUCAGUGGGCCACGCUCAGCUGAUGCAUGACAAGGGUCGCUCGUUGCAGGAGUUCAAGCGUCGCACGUGGCUGCAGGAGCUGCUGGAGGAGGUGCACACGGCCGACGAGCAAACGCAGAGCGGAGCCCCGGGUCGGGGCUUCGGCGGCGGCGCCCUGCACCAGAAGCCCUCCGGCGCCACCAAGAACCUGCCCGACGGCUACGGGCCGGACGGGGCCGGGCCCAACCUGCCGCAGGAGACCAACAAGGAGCAGCCGCUGAAGCUGGCCAAAAGGAAGAAAAAGGCGCGGCUCGGCCGGCGCAGGGAGAGCGACAGGAAGCGCCGGCGCACGCGGUCCACGGGGCGGCCGUGACGGACGCCGGAGGGAGACGGGCCCGGCCCAAGACACUGACGCGAGAACCUCCGAUCAGCCAAGCGGAGCUCUGACAAACUUGAUUCACGGCUCAUCCGGACCCGGGGUCUGAGCUUGUGUAGUAGUAUUUUUCACACCUGUACGUUUGUCUUUUCAUCUCAUAUUUCACACCUUUUAGGUUCAUAUUUGUUUAGAUCAUAGUAACCUGGUUUACUUCUUAACGCCGCGUUGUCAUCGGUAAGAAGGGACUAUUUAUUGCCUGAAUCUGAUGUAACAUUGUAAGAUAGAAAGCUGAGUCUUCCUUCGUUUUUGUGGAGUUCAGUGAACACAUCUGACCUGUUCUGGUGUAAUUUAUUUCACUUUGAAUGUGUAUAUUUAUUUUGUGAACUGUGUGAAUCGCGGUACUGCUGACUAAAUUCCAUGAUGCACUUUAGUUCUAUCCUGUAAAUGUUCUUUUGUGGUUGAUUUUUGAUCUUUACCCCGUCCCACCUCAGAUCCUUUACUGUAUGUAACUUAUUGGAUGCUUCAACAAACCCACUUGCAUCAUUUUACUUUAUAGUUUUAUAUUUUUGUAGAACAAGCCCAGGUCAGAUUCCUUCAGCAUUCCUGACUUGCACUGAGCUCAAUGUACAGUACAUGUUUCCAGUUAAUCAUCCAUUAAAAAU